Molecule: messenger RNA, 3156 nt
Organism: Adineta steineri
Lineage: Eukaryota; Metazoa; Rotifera; Eurotatoria; Adinetida; Adinetidae
Source: the annotation of a GenBank genome assembly
AUGCGUGUCAGCUUAUCAUGUUGGGGUUUGUUUGUGGAUAUCAAUGAUACUCUGUACUGUUCAAUGAAUAUUCGUUGGCAAGUAGUGAAGAGAUCAUUGAAUGAUCCUGUGAUGGCUUCAAAUCGUGUUGCUGCUGGAACAGGUUUUCAAGGAUCUGCCUCGAAUCAGCUUGAUGGUCCUCGUGGAAUUUUUGUCGAUGUGAAUUUGGAUUUAUAUGUGGCUGAUUUUAACAAUAAUCGAGUUCAGUUGUUUCAGGCAGGAGAAUCAAAUGGCAUCACAGUAGCUGGUAACACAUCACUAAAUCCAACAAUUACACUUCGUGGUCCAAGUGGAAUUAUAUUAGAUACUGAGAAAUAUUUAUUCAUUGUGGACCAAUUCAAUCAUCGAAUUGUUGGUUCAGGCUUGAAUGGUUUUCGAUGUUUAGUUGGAUGUUAUGGAUAUGGUUCACAAUCCAAUCAAUUGUUUCGUCCAGCUAGUUUUAGUUUCGAUCCUUAUGGAAACAUGUUUGUUAUUGAUACAGAAAAUCAUCGAAUUCAAAAAUUUUUAUUGAUGAAAGAUUCUUUUGCUCUUUUAUUAAAUCAGCCAAAGUUUUGCUCACCAGCCAUUCGGAAUUCCAAUGGAAUUACCUUUGCUGAUCAAUCGAUUAUUGGUCAAUCUCCUACUGCCAUUUUUGUGAGCACAAACAACACAAUCUAUGCCAUUAAUCGAGAAAAGAACACAAUUGUAAUGUGGCAAGAAGAGAAUAUCAAUCCAACAAACAUCAUUACCGGUAGUUUUAUAAAUCCUUAUUCUCUGUUCGUGACAUUAAAUGGUGAUAUUUAUAUUGAUGAUGGUGAGAAGAAUGGUCAAGUGCAGAGAUGGAGUGCAAAAACAAAUAUCUUUAUUACGGUGAUGAAUGUUAACUCAUCAUGUUAUGGUUUGUUUGUCGAUAUCAAUUAUACUCUUUACUGUUCAAUGCCUAGUUAUCAUCUAGUUUUAAAAAGAUCGUUAAAUGACCCUGUGAUGAAUUCAAAUCGUGUUGCUGCUGGAACAGGUAUUGGAGGACCAGACUCGAAUCAACUCAGAAGUCCACGUGGAAUCUUUGUCGAUGUGUAUUUGAAUUUAUAUGUGGCAGAUUGUGAAAAUCAUCGAGUUCAAUUGUUUCAGUUAGGAGAAUCAAAUGGUAUUACAUUGGCUGGAAGUUUAACAUACCCUGCAACAAUUUCACUUGAUUGUCCAAGUGGAAUUGUAUUAGAUGCUGAGAAAUAUUUAUUCAUUGCAGAUCAGAACAAUCAUCGAAUUGUUGGUUCAAACUUCGAUGGUUUUCGAUGUUUAGUUGGAUGUGAUAGAAGAAGCGGUUCACAAUCUAAUCAAUUGAAUAAGCCAUUCAGUUUGAGUUUUGAUCGUUCUGGAAAUAUAUUUGUUACUGAUCAAGACAAUCAUCGAAUUCAAAAAUUUAAAUAUUUAAGAAGACUUUGUGUCAAUACUUUCUCUGGUCUCCAAAAGAGCUAUUCAUCAUCACUUACUAACAACAGUCAAAUGUACUACCGAGAUUGUAAGAAAGAAAAUUUUUAUUAUGAAUCUAUUCAAGUGAAGGUGAUCAAAAGUGGUUACUACACUUUUCGUGUUAGUGGUGCCAUUGAUCCAUAUGGAUCUAUUUACAACAACAAAUUUAAUCCACUUGAUCCAGUGGAUAAUUUGCUCAAUCAAGAUUAUGCCCAUAACUCUGAUAUUCAGUUAAAACUUGAUAUUUAUCUUAAUGCUAACAUAAUAUAUGUAUUGGUUAUGACAACAUUUGAUUCAAAAGAAAUUGGAGAAUUUUCGAUCAAUAUAUCAGGCAGAAAUGAAGUUAAUCUGAAGCGUCUUAGUACUCCAGUAAAUAUUCAGUUGAUAUAUUCAUUAAAAUUAACUGAUAAUAGUCCAACAUACUAUCGAGAUUGUCAAGUACCGCAAUGUCAUUAUGAAACUUUACAAAUUCAUGUUAAUACAACGGGUUCGUAUAUUCUUUGGAGUAAAAGUAAUACAGAUGCAUAUGGAUAUAUCUACAAAAAUGAUUUCAAUCCUCUAAAACCAUCUGAAAAUUUACUUCUAUCACAUGGAGGUGAAUGUCCAAAACAAAGUAGUUGUGUGAUUGGUGAUCAAUGUAACGUUUAUAUGAAAGGGAUUGGUUUAACUCUCGAUGAUAUUCUGCGGGAUGAACUUCAACCGAAUACAGUGUUGAAUAAUCAAUCAUUUUCGAUUAAAUUAAGUGCGGGUUUAACAAUAAUUAUGUUUGUCGCUGGGUUAAUUAAUAGUAUUCUUUCUUUUAUUACAUUUCAAAGUAAAGAUGCUCAACAAGUUGGAUGUGGAAUGUAUCUAUUAGCAUCAUCGAUUACUUCUCUUUUGGCAAUUAGUAUGUUCAUAAUCAAGUUCUGGUUUGUUGUUCUUACUCAUAUCAAUGUGUCCACUAGUCUCUCUGUUCUUCGUGGAGGUUGUGCAUCUAUCGAACCAAUUCUAAAACUUUUUCUCUACUCAGAUGAUUGGCUCAAUGCUUGUGUAGCAGUUGAACGAGCAGCACUUAUUUUUAAAGGAGUAAAAUUUGAUAAGAAAAAAAGCAAAUUUGUUGCUCGACGAACAAUUAUUAUUUUACCGUUCUGUAUUUUUGGUACACUUAUUCAUGAGCUCGCAUUUCGCAGAUUGUUCGUUUAUGAAGCAGGACUAGAUAAUAUAAAUACGAAUAAGACUAAUGACGACACAAUCAAGCGGUAUGUAUCAUGCAUUACUCGUUAUUCUCCUUCUGUCCAAGAUUACAAUACAGCCGUUCUAUUUUUUCAUCUUGUUGGUCCCUUUAUUAUCAAUCUUUUCUCUGCGCUGUUCAUCAUCUUUGGAGGUGCUCGACAACGAUCAAAUGCACGAACUGACCAAAAUUUUAAAGAGCAUGUUCAAGAACAAUUCCGUGAACAUAAACAAUUGAUCAUUAGUCCAAUAGUUUUACUCGUUUUAUCAAUACCUCGUCUCAUUAUUUCAUUACUGCCUGGUUGUGUGAAAACAUCUGAGAACUUAUGGUUGUAUCUUGGACCAUAUUUCAUUUCGUUCACUCCUCCGAUGCUAAUUUUUCUUAUCUUUGUCUGUCCUUCAGAAUUGUAUAUGAAAGCGUUUAAACAAUUGUUCAAUCGUAUUCGAAGACGUAUUCCUUAA